UAAGUGGGCAGGAAGUGCCCUCGUGAAGUGACAGUUUGGCAACAUGGCGCUUGACGUUAAAUCCAGAAACAAACGAUACGAGAAACUGGACUUCCUGGGAGAGGGUCAGUUCGCCACAGUGUACAAAGCCAGGGACAAAACCACAGAUACCAUCGUGGCCAUUAAAAAGAUUAAGGUUGGCCACAGAACGGAGGCUAAAGAUGGUAUUAAUAGGACCGCUCUUCGAGAGAUCAAACUCCUGCAGGAACUACAUCAUUCAAAUAUCAUCGGGCUGCUCGAUGCCUUCGGACACAAAUCCAACAUCAGCCUGGUGUUUGACUUCAUGGAGACGGACCUGGAGGUGAUUAUCAAAGACACCAGCCUCGUCCUGACUCCGGCCAACAUCAAAGCCUACAUCCUCAUGACCCUCCAGGGAUUAGAGUACAUGCACCAAAACUGGGUCCUACACAGGGAUCUGAAGCCCAAUAAUCUGCUGUUAGACGGCAAUGGAGUGUUGAAGUUGGCUGAUUUUGGUUUGGCCAAAGCGUUCGGCAGCCCCAACAGAGUCUACACGCAUCAAGUGGUUACCAGGUGGUACCGCUCCCCUGAACUCCUGUUUGGUGCCAGGAUGUACGGCGUGGGCGUCGACAUGUGGGCGGUGGGAUGCAUCCUGGCAGAGUUACUCCUUCGGAUACCGUUCCUUGCUGGAGAUUCAGAUCUGGACCAGCUGACGAAGAUCUUCGAGGCUCUCGGGACCCCGACAGAAGAGACGUGGCCUGGGAUGAAUAGUCUACCUGAUUAUGUGUCCUUCAAAAUAUUUCCUGGCACACCGCUGGAACAUAUAUUUAGUGCAGCUGGAGACGACUUGCUGGAGCUGCUCCAGGGCCUGUACACCUUCAACCCCCUGACGAGGACCACGGCCACACAGGCUCUGAAGAUGAAGUACUUCAGUAAUCGACCUGGUCCCACUCCGGGUCCACAGCUCCCCCGACCCAACGGUCCCGCCGAGGCUCUGAGGGAGAAGGAGAUCGUCGGCCUCAAGAGGAAAAUCGAGGGCCUAGAGACAACUGUGAUGAAGAAGAAGCUCAUUUUCUGACCACACGGGGCCUCAAUAAUCCGAUGAUCUCCUUCUUCUUCUCGCCAUUUUGUGGCUCCGCCUUCCCGCGUUGCUCAGGAUCAUCCACUGGAAUGAAAAACCCAAAGAAGUCCAGCGCAGAGAGAAAGGGCUCAGGUGUGCUGGACGUUGGGACAUUUCGAGGUCGUGGCUGUUGAUUCAGUUGAGCUGUGCCUUCUGUCUGCAGCACCACACCCGCCGACAGCAGGUCCAAAGCGUCUGCUCCUCCUUCAUUGUAACAAUGAUGCUCUGGCAGCCUGUUGUAAUCUGUAUAUUUAUGUGACUGAAAAAUAAGAUCAACCAAACAAGCAA
This is a messenger RNA of Pseudoliparis swirei, 1405 nucleotides long. It is a transcript of the gene cdk7, whose product is annotated as cyclin-dependent kinase 7. Gene Ontology annotation, molecular function: RNA polymerase II CTD heptapeptide repeat kinase activity; ATP binding; cyclin-dependent protein serine/threonine kinase activity. Gene Ontology annotation, cellular component: transcription factor TFIIK complex; transcription factor TFIIH holo complex; cytoplasm. Gene Ontology annotation, biological process: protein phosphorylation; positive regulation of transcription by RNA polymerase II. Bases 44 to 1075 code for a protein of 343 amino acids. The record is from RefSeq and is a predicted model, not a curated record. The transcript is spliced from 12 exons. Lineage: Eukaryota; Metazoa; Chordata; Actinopteri; Perciformes; Liparidae.